UAUAAUUUUGUAGAAAUUCAUUGUAUUUAAUCAAGUAGUACUUAUAAGUACUCACCUAAUUCAUUUUCUGUUACUAAUUAGGAGAGCGUAGCUAUUACCAAAAUUGGUUGGUUUUGCUCGGUCGAGUAAAUUCUUUACUUCUUUAUGCGAACUACAAUGCGGUUUGCGGUUGUCUACUUACUCACAUGUACCACUUUCAAGCAAAAUAAAUAAUUUGAUUUGGGUUCUAUUCCUGAUGAGUUUUGAAUAAUUUUAGCAGGUUGAGAACCUUUUGCUAUCGUGUUAUUUGUUUAUUGAUUUGAAAUGAUUUGUUAUUUUUUUACCUUAUCAAUAAUCGUCAUAGCUCUAUUUAAUUAAGGCAAUGUGAUAGUUCUAAGAAACAUGGGUGUCUAUGUAUAUAAUCCUACUGUAUUUUCCUUGAAUUACAUUGAUAUAUGAAGAACAUUUCCUCGUGUUUGAAUAUUUAUAAGUACAGUGCAUCGCGUAUGCCGUUACUGGCGGAGACGGGCUUCUUUGUGAUGGGCCCUACGAUCCAGACGGUGACGGCGCCGGUGUGGCUGGGCGAGGGCCCGCACUGGGACUCCGCGGAGCAGGCGCUGUACUUCGUCAGCAUCUUCGACAAGACUGUCCACAAGUACGAGCCCGAUACUGGGGUGCACACCAGGGCGAAGUUGGAUGGCAUGCCAACCUUCAUAAUCCCAGUGGAAGGCAGGCCGCACCACUUCGUAGUAGGCCUGAACCGCAAGGUGGUGGAGAUCCAGUGGAAUGGCGACGAGAACGCCGCGAGGGUGCUACGGACCGUCGCUGAGGUUGACCAUGAGAACCCUAACAAUAGGUUUAAUGAUGCUAAAGCCGAUCCUAGGGGCAGGCUGUUCGCUGGCACGAUGGGUCACGAGUACGAGCCGGGCAAGUUCGACCUGAAGAAGGGCGCCCUCUACCGGAUUGAUCCGGACGCGAGCGUGCACAAGCUGGCCGAUAACAUUGACAUCUCCAACGGACUGUGCUGGGACGUUAAGGAGAAGGCCUUCUACUUCGCAGACUCCUUCGAAUACACUAUUAGAAGAUACGAUUAUGAUAUUGAGACUGGCAACAUUUCAAACCCAACGACGGUAUUUAAGUACGCGGACCACGGGCUAGCGGGCAUCGUGGACGGAAUGACCAUCGACACCGACGGCAACCUCUGGGUCGCCAACUUUGACAACCACCAGGUGAUCAAAAUCGAUCCUCGCACCAGCAAGCUCCUCCAAACCGUCAGGCUGCCCCCCCUCCAAGUGACGUCAGCAACCUGGGGGGGCCGCGAGCUCGACGACCUCUACGUGACCAGCGCCGCCAUGGACCGCGGCGCCCCCCAGGCCCCUCCCGCGGGGGCCACGUUCCGGCUCGGCGGCCUGGGGGCCAGGGGGCACCCCAAUGUUAGUGUUAAGCUGCAUUGAAUAAAUGCUUAGUGUUAA
Messenger RNA from Ostrinia furnacalis (Asian corn borer), 1451 nucleotides. Its product is annotated as regucalcin. The transcript has 6 exons. The record is from RefSeq and is a predicted model, not a curated record. Bases 435 to 1433 code for a protein of 332 amino acids. Gene Ontology annotation, biological process: L-ascorbic acid biosynthetic process. NCBI's taxonomy places the organism in Eukaryota, Metazoa, Arthropoda, Insecta, Lepidoptera, Crambidae. Gene Ontology annotation, molecular function: gluconolactonase activity; enzyme regulator activity; calcium ion binding.